Drosophila ananassae is the source of this 5130-nucleotide messenger RNA. Its product is annotated as ATP-binding cassette sub-family A member 17. The record is from RefSeq and is a predicted model, not a curated record. Gene Ontology annotation, molecular function: ABC-type transporter activity; ATP hydrolysis activity; ATP binding. Bases 46 to 5025 code for a protein of 1659 amino acids. Gene Ontology annotation, biological process: lipid transport; transmembrane transport. The transcript is spliced from 12 exons. Gene Ontology annotation, cellular component: membrane; intracellular membrane-bounded organelle. Lineage: Eukaryota; Metazoa; Arthropoda; Insecta; Diptera; Drosophilidae.
UAAUAAAUAAAUAAAAAUAUAAUUAAAUAAUCAGAUUGGAAUAUAAUGCCGGCUACUACGGGUCUCCUGUUCAAGCGCUACGUUCGCAUCGAAUUGAAUCUAUGGCGUCGUACUCUCUUCGAGGCCGUAACCCUGGUGAUCAUGGUCCUGGUAAUUCUACUUAAUCCCAUUGCCCAUUCCAAGCGUCUUCUCUACAAUCGCCGGGAGGCCACCAAUGAACAGAGUAUCGUCUCCCACAAGCUGGAGGACAUCAGCAUACUCACUCAAUUGGCCGACUCGAAGCGCGAGAAAACCAAAUAUAUCCUGGCCUAUGCCCCCAUUGUACCGUUCGCCAGAGAAAUGACCGAAUCGGUGGCCAAAACCUUGGAACUGAAUGCCACCAUUGGCUUCAACAGCGCCGAUCAAAUGCAGGAUCAAUUCGAUGAAAGAACCACAUUGGCCGGCGUCGUCUAUUAUAAUGUGGAGGCCGAGGGAACACCCCUGAAGCUAUCCCUAUCGAUUCGCUUUCCCAGCGAAUUCCGUACCAUCCUGCCGUUUCUCACGGAGAAUCGGCUCUGGCUGACACGCUGUUCCGGUCGAAUUAAUGAGGGCCGGGAUCGCGUCACCGAUCAGGAUAAGCAACAGGAUAUCUAUAUACGCGAAGGAUUCCUACAGCUGCAACAUCAGAUUUUUACAGAGUGGUAUCAUCGACUGAGAAAUGAAUUCCCAACCGAAUAUCCCGAACCGAAUGUCGAGGUUUAUAAUAUUUUGCAUAAGGCGGAUGAUGAAUCGUGCACGUCGAUGAAUAUGCACCGAUUGCCGACCUUUCUUUAUAAUUUUAUAUACCUUUUACCUUUUUUGAACAUAAUUAGAAACGUGGCUGCCCAAGUGGAGGAUGGUGUUAUGGUCCAUCAAUGGCACUAUGGUUAUUCCUUUGGCAUUCAAUGGUGUCUCAAGUUUUUGGUUUUAUUUAUUCGAAUGAUUUGCUUUGAUUUGCUUUUUAUUGGUAUUGUUACGACUUUUUGGGUUUUUGGUGGACGAGAUGGUGAACUUUCUGGUUGGGGUAUGUUGGGAUUUGUAUGCUUCAUGGUCGUCUACACCGUGGAGUUCAUCAUAACCGGAAUGGUGGUGGCCAAGCUCUUCGCCAAUCCCAUCAACGCCGUUCUAUGUGGACUUGUUUUGUGGAUUUUUAUGUACGCCGCAUUUUGUAUUAUAUUAGAGAGGUAUUGGGAUGCCCAUCAGUACUACGUCUUCUUCGUUCUGGUGGCCUUCUUCAACUGCCAGAUGCACUUCAGCAUGAAUCUCUUCCGACUCUGCAUUGAGUCCCCCGAAGAUGUGAAAACCAUUGACUUUGUUGUCCUGUUCACCGCCGCCAUUAGCUCCGCCCUGAUCUAUCUCUUGGUCCUGCUGGCAGCCCAAUGGAGAAUGCCCGGAAAGUUCCUCAGCCGUCGGAUCGUAAAUAAUCGUCGCCGUAAGCACUCCAAAGGUGAUUCCGCCAUUCUGUACUUGGGUCGGGCGCCCAGUUGGCAAAACUUUGAAUACGGCGAUGUGGGUUCGGUGGAAAUGAUGCGACUCCGACAUGUCAGCACUGCCCACCGGGACUCAGAGCGUAAGAUUCUGAAGAACAUUUCGAUGAGAGUUUAUAAAGGAGAGAUCUAUGCUCUGCUGGGACACAUCGGUUCCGGUAAACUCACCGUACUCCGGGUGAUGGCGGGUUUGAAGUUCCCGCUGAAGGGCUCUGUCACGGUUAUGGGUAAACCCUUUGGUCCCAAGGAGGCGUCCCGACGCCUGGUCGACUUCCGUUUCGAUGAACAUGGCCUGAACAAGCACCUCACCGUAGAGCAGACCAUCGACUAUCAUGUCCGGCUGAAGCUCCGGCCCACGGAACAGGAUCGCUUUCUGAUUGAGAAGCGGAAGUGGCUGGCGAUUUUGGAUCAGCACGUCGAGAGCCGGCGGGCCAGGAUCGGACAAUUGAGUUUCGGGGCCCAGAAACUGGUGGCGUUGUGCGUUUGCCUGGCCGGUGACACCAAGAUCAUUAUCUUGGAGGAGCCCACCUUGGGCCUGACGGGACGAGAGGCGCAGAUCUUUUGGUCGAUUGUCAUCAGCGAGAAGGAGAACCGAUCGUUUGUGAUGGGCACCUAUAGUGUGGGGGAGGCGGAGCAUAUAGCCGAUCGGAUUGGAAUACUCAGCAUGGGUGUCCUGGAGGCCAGUGGAACGCCAUUCUUUUUGCGAGCCAAGUUCAGUAGUACAGUGGACCUGGUCAUUAUCAAGAAACCCCAUGUACCGGAUCAGCCCAUCACCGACUUCAUAAAUCAAUUCCUACAGAACGUGGAGCCGGAUAACGAGAUAGGUGAUACUUUGACCUAUCGAUUGCCCGUCAAAUAUCGGCCAAGACUGCAGAAACUAUUGAUACAUUUGGAAAUCGAUCGCAAAAAGUUGGGAAUCGAAAAUGUACGGGUUGUGGGGGCAGAACUGUCCGAUAUUUACAUGAAAUUGGCAACAUCUUUUCGGUUACAGCAGCAAAUUAUACCAGAUGUCACUCAAACAUUUAAAUACCAGGUUGUGUCCAAGAAGCACCUGGCCAGACAACGCAUGAGAGCCAUGUUCUACAAAAAGAUGAUCCACACAGCCCCCAAUGUCUGGCCGAUAAUUAUGAUCAUCACCAGCUUCAUAUUAAUCGCCAUUAUCGCCCGGUUAUCGGUUAUGUUGAAUGUGCCCAAGGAGCGAAUGAAUGAAAUUAAACUGGCCUAUGACGAUGACAAGGUGGAAACUAUUGAUAAUAUUCCCAAUCUGGGGGAUUGUGGUUACAUAAACAUACAAUCGGUGAGCAAGAACAAGAACAAGCUGCAGGAAUCCCAUUCCAAGGUAUUCGAUAAGGACUCCUUAGUCUGUGAGAAGGGAAGUUAUCGGAACGAUUUGAAGAAGAAGGAUGGAUUGACGAGCAUGGGGGCUGUGGAGGCGGACGGGGAGCAGGACAUCAAUGGAUAUAUCAGUCAGGAUAUCUUCCACUCGGCACCAGUGAUGCUUAACUUGUUGCAUAAUAUUAUUUUGAAACUUUCCUAUGCGGAUAGAAACGAUAUAAUGUGCCUGGUGAAUAACCAUCCCAUGCCCACCCAACUCUCGAUGAAAAUCAACUUGCUGGACAACAAGAUCGCCCACAUCCAGGCCCCACUGGUCAUUGGAUGCAUACUGCCACUGACCAUAUCCGUAUUCGUAAUCCCCCUGGUCGAGGAGGAGGUCUUCAAGCUGAGAUUCCUCCAGCAUAUGGCCGGUCUGGGUCUGAAAAUAUUCUGGGGCAUUAACUUGUUCUGGGAUUGGUUCACGUUCUUCAUCUACUCGAUCAUUAUUGUGGUGAUUAUGAGUCUGGUGGGGAUCGGGGGCUUCGGGUUCUAUGAGAACUCCCUACUCGUCCUGCUGAUGACAUUUUUUGGACUGGCCGCACUUCCAAUCACCUAUCUGGUGGCCAUGUAUGUGAACAAAUCGAUGAUGAGAGCGUUUCUAGUUUCCGUGUUGGUCCAUGGCGCAUCGGGCAUUGUCCUGUACAUCAUCUACUGGGACGUGGCCAACAGCAAUGAUAUAUUCUUCUACGGGGCAUGUCUCUCACCCGGAUUUUCGCUACUGGACGGCAUCAGUAACGUAUACACUCAGUCCUUGGAGCAGGAACUGUGUCGUUCCAAGUGCGAGGCACAUGCCAGCUGCACUCCCGAAAAUAUGCACGAAGUAGUGCCUCAUUGUCGCUUUGAUACCUACUUUAAAUGGAUGUCCCCGGGAAUACUUCCUGCUAUUUUCUUCAUGACAGUCACUGCCAUUAUUUCCCUGUGUCUCAUAUUUUGGAUUGAAUUGCAUCGCCGCGAAAAGAAGUUCCAUUCAUCGAGAGACCUCCAUAAAAUGAGAACUGCCGCAUAUCCUUUCGAUGAUGGCGAUGUGGCGGAUGUGAAACUGAAAAUUGCCGAGGCGGACAUGACAAAGUGCAAGCAGUCUGUUUUUUUGGUGGACCAAGUGGAGGCCCGUGUUCCUCCCACUGGAAAUAGGAUUAAUACAGUAUCGUUUGCCUUAAAUAAGUACAUGAGCAUGGGCAUUUUUGGACCCAGAAACUGCGGCAAGAGCCAUUUAAUCCGACAAUUGGUUGGAAAAGAGGGCUUCGCCUUCGGCGAGAUCUACGUCCGUGGACUGGACUUCAAGUACGACCUGGAAAGCAUCCACACCUACAUGGGCUACUGUCCGCAGCACGACGGUCUGCUCAAGGAGCUGACACCCAGGGAGCACAUCCGAUUGCUGUGCAUGAUUCGAGGUGUUCCGGACAAGAAGAUCGGAGAGAAGAUGCACGAUCUGUGCCUGAUGCUGAACAUGACCGGAUGGAUGCAUCGAAAGUGUGGUCUCCUGACGGCGGAGAAGCGUCAGAAGGUCAAAAUAGCCCUGACCCUGGUGGCCUAUAAUAAGAUACUGGUGUUUGAUGAACCCACCCGUGGAAUGCCUUCGACAACGCGUCGGGAAAUCUGGAAUAUAUUGAGAUAUUUACGUUAUUGCGGCAAGACAAUUAUUUUUGCCACAAACGAUGAGCUGGAGUGCAAGGUCCUGGCCGAUUUCAUUAUCCUGUUCAGUGACAGCGAGAUGCUGGCCAUCGGAAGUCUUCAGUACUUGCGGUAUAAGUACAGUCAUGGCUUCUAUUUGGAAGUACGUCUCAUCAGGGAUGGAGCUACGGUCGCCGAAUCGGAGGAGAAUCUGCGCAAAGAUGUGGAGAAUCUGGCCAAGUUUGUUAACUUUUUGCAUAAUAGAUCGGAAUUAGUUGGCCGCCUUCACAAUUGGUUCAAAUACUAUAUCCCCGUGGGUCACAUCGUCUACUCAUUUUUGUAUGGCGCCAUGGAGAAGAACAGGAUCCGGCUGAAUGUCUCCGACUACUGCAUCUACCAGGCGGACAUGAACAAUGUGGUGGCCCAGGUCCAAAUAACCCGGGCGGAGCUCAAGUAUCGCCUCAACCAAGCCGAGGGACCAAUGCUCGAUCAGGCUCCCAAAUAUCGAAAGAGCAAGAAGGGCAAGAAGUUCUAGGAUUUGUCCAAGCUAUCAAAUUUUUAAAUCUGUAAUUCUUCGCUAUGUACUUGUAUAUUUUGUACAUUAUAUGUUUUCCAGCGUUCUCUGGACGCCGUUCAAUAA